This is a messenger RNA of Sinocyclocheilus anshuiensis, 5588 nucleotides long. RefSeq names its product HECT, C2 and WW domain containing E3 ubiquitin protein ligase 1a (gene hecw1a). Gene Ontology annotation, molecular function: protein binding; ubiquitin protein ligase activity. The record is from RefSeq and is a predicted model, not a curated record. Gene Ontology annotation, biological process: ubiquitin-dependent protein catabolic process; protein ubiquitination; regulation of dendrite morphogenesis. The transcript is spliced from 27 exons. Lineage: Eukaryota; Metazoa; Chordata; Actinopteri; Cypriniformes; Cyprinidae. The annotation marks the transcript as partial. Gene Ontology annotation, cellular component: cytoplasm.
ACCAGCGACACGAAUCUGGUGUCCUUACAGAGCCACUCCACCCUGAGCGCCAGCACCUCGCUCUACUGCAUCGGUCAAUCAGACCAGCUCGUCAUCUGCUGGGACAUCAGAGAGGAGGUGGACGCCGGCGACUGGAUCGGCAUGUACCUCAUCGACGAGGUUCUGUCAGAAAACUUUCUGGACUAUAAGAGUCGUGGCGUGAGCGGCUCCCACAAAGGCCAGAUCGUGUGGAGAAUCGAUGCCAGCUUGUACUUUAUGGAGGCUGAGACCAAGGUUUGCUUCAAAUAUUAUCAUGGUUUGAGUGGAGCGCUUAGAGCCACGACACCGAGCGUGACGGUGCGAAACCCCUCUGCCAAUGCGCUGAAGCCUGUCAUCAGUCAGGAGCUUCCUCAGACUCUGGGCAGCAGGAGGCUCAUCAGCUUCUCUCUGUCAGACAUUCAGGCAGUCGGUCUGAAGAAGGGAAUGUUCUUCAAUCCUGACCCAUAUCUGAAAAUCGCCAUCCAGCCUGGAAAGCACAGCAUCUUCCCUGUGCUGCCUCAUCAUGGUCAGGAGAAACGGUCAGGCAUCAUCUGCAACACGGUCAACCCCGUCUGGAAGAGAGAGCGAUUUAACUUUGUGUCCCUGCCGACGGACGUUUUGGAGAUAGAGGUUAAAGAUAAAUUUGCCAAGAGCAGACCCAUCAUCAAACGCUUCCUGGGAAAGUUAGUUGUGCCUGUACAGAGGCUGCUGGAGAAACAUGCUAUCGGGGAUCGUGUGGUGAAUUACACUUUAGGCCGACGGCUUCCAACAGAUCAUGUCAGCGGCCAGCUGCAGUUUCGUUUUGAGAUAACUUCAUCGAUUCAUCCAGAUGAUGAGGAGGUGUCCCUCAAUGCAAUGCCAGUCUUUGAUACGACACCUGACCAGCAGCCUGAGCAGGAGCUCAACGAGGACCUACCACCUGCUUCUGAUCUGCCUCUGGAGGACGCAUUGAGUUUGGGUCCUGACAUGCUGGAGCUGCCUGCAGAAAGUCCUCCAGAGGUAGAGACCCAGGAUGCCAUGCUGCUUACCUCUCUAGCUGAGCCCAGUAAGGAUACCCAACCAGAAGCAGAAGGAUCAGCUGAUGAGCUUGUAACAGCUCGAGGAGAGACACUAUUGAGUGAUGCCACUCAAGGAGAAACUGCGGAUCAAGACCCUGGAAAAACAGAGUCCGAGGAGAUGCAGGAGGAAACUGUGGCGGAGACUCUUUUAGAGGUCCUGGAGAACCAUGAAGCUGAAAACAUGGGUGGACCAACUGGAAUGGGACCUACUGGAGAGCAUGCAGAGGUUGAGGGAGGCACAAGCUCAGAGCGGGUUGACAUGAGGGUGGAAAGAGAUGGGAAUGAUGAAGAACCCUGCUCGCCAAGGAUGCGAAGUGCCUUGAAGCGCAAGAGCCGUCCCUGUUCACUUCCCGUGUCCGAGUUAGAGACGGUCAUCACCUCGGCCUGUGAGGAACCAGAGACGCCACGUUCUCACUACAUCCGCAUUCAUCAUCUGCUGCACAGCUUGCCAUCAGCUCAGUGCCACAAUGACAGCCAAGAUGAAGACGAGGUACUUGACCCAGAAUCUUCUGAGGAAUUCACUGUGAAACCCCAAGAGGACAAAGAGGAAGAAGACGAGGUGUCUGAAGCACAGUCUCCAUCCAUCGUGCCCGAGUGUCCUAGACCUUGUUGCAGGCGUACCCUACCACGUAGCCUCUCCAUCGAGCGCCUGUCCGAACUCAACCAACUUUUGGAGUGCGAAAGGCCCUCAUCUUCCACCCUCCGACUAGAAAGCGAACACGUGGAAGUGGGUGGUGGAGGCGUAAACAGAAGGGAACCUCGAGAGAGUGAGUGCGAACUGUGUGACAAUUCCUGCUACAGCACUUCCUGUUACAGCACAUCCUGUUACAGCACUUCCUGUUACAGUAACUCAGGUUACGAGGGGCGUAACCACCUUUGCAGCCAUACACGCCUCUCUUCGGUUGACAGCACCCGCCUGUCGGAGAGCACAGUUUUCUCCUCGCAGGAGGAAGAGGAGGAGGAGAACAGUGCUUUUGAGUCGGUCUCGGACUCCAUGCAGAGCCCAGAUAUAAGGGAGCCAGGAGACGGGUUGGUUCAUUGGAGGGAGUCGUCAUCAGAAGAAAGUCCCCAGAGAGAAGGGGAGGGGGAGAUGUCACCAGUACCUGGGUCUAGUUUUAGGUCAUCAGGCAGUUGUCAUAUGCAAUGCCGUCAUCAUGCAAUCACUCAUCUUCCUGCUUUGCGGCCUGAUCCCCAUCAUCACCCAAGUGUUGAUGAACCAUUACCACCAAACUGGGAGGCCAGGAUAGACAGUCACGGCCGUGUUUUCUACGUGGAUCAUGUGAACCGCACCACCACGUGGCAGAGGCCCAGCCAUGCAGCCAAAUGCAGCAGCAUCCAGAGAUCCGGCUCCACUCACCAGAUGGAGCAGCUCAACCGGAGGUAUCAGAACAUCCAGAGGACGAUGGCCACAGAAGAUGAACCGGCUGCUCGUGUAUCUGAGAGAAACAGCGGUGGAGACACAGAUAGUGAAUCCACACCACAAGCUGCAGAUCAGCGAAGGGAAGGUCCUUCAUCUCCUGUGAAUAAUCAGAGCGUCACACUGCUGCUCCAGUCUCCAGCCGUGAAGUUUGUGGCGCACCCAGAAUUCUUCACUGUCCUCCAUGCUAACUACGGUGCGUAUCGGAUUUUUACUAACAGCACCUGCCUGAAGCACAUGAUUCUGAAAAUACGGCGAGAUGCUCACAACUUUGAGCGAUAUCAGCACAACCGUGACUUUGUCACUUUCCUCAACAAAUUCGCCGAUACUCAGCUGGAGCUCCCGAGAGGCUGGGAGAUCAAGACAGACCCGCAGGGCAAGUCGUUCUUUGUGGACCACAACAGUCGUGCGACGACCUUCAUCGACCCCAGGAUUCCCCUUCAGAACGGACGUCUGCCGAGUCACCUCACACACAGACAACACUUACAGAGACUGCGCAGCUACAGUGCCGGAGAGGCAUCAGAAGUGUCCCGAAACAGAGGAGUGUCUCUGCUCAGCAGACCUGGAAACGGUUUAAUAUCAGCUGUCAGGAAUCAAUACCAGCCCGAUUCAGUGCCUCUAGCUUACAAUGAUAAGAUUGUGGCUUUCCUGCGGCAACCGAACAUACUGGACCUGCUGCAGGAACGACAGCCGAGUCUCGCCAGGAAUCACACACUCAGGGAGAAAAUCCAUUACAUCAGAACUGAAGGUCCUCAGGGCGUUGAAAAGCUGUCCUGUGACGCAGACCUGGUCAUGCUGUUAAGUCUUUUUGAUGAGGAGAUCAUGUCGUAUAUCCCAUCUCACUCUUUCCACCCCGGCCUCAGCUUCUCUCCACGCUGCUCUCCCGGAUCCUCGCCUCAGAGUUCACCGGGCUUGCAGAGGGCCAGAGCGCCUGCUCCGUACCGCAGAGACUUUGAGGCAAAGCUUCGCAAUUUUUACAGGAAGCUGGAGGCUAAAGGCUACGGCCAGGGACCAGGAAAAAUCAAGCUCAUCAUCAGAAGGGAACAUCUACUGGAGGGCACCUUUAAUCAAGUAAUGGCCUACUCACGCAAAGAGCUCCAGAGAAACAAGCUCUUCAUCACCUUUGUAGGGGAGGAAGGUUUGGAUUACAGCGGCCCAUCGCGGGAGUUCUUCUUCCUGUUGUCUCAGGAGCUGUUUAACCCCUACUACGGUCUGUUUGAGUACUCAGCCAAUGACACGUAUACGGUGCAGAUCAGCCCCAUGUCUGCAUUUGUAGAGAACCAUUUGGAAUGGUUCCGUUUCAGUGGCCGUAUUUUGGGUCUGGCUCUGAUCCACCAGUAUCUGUUGGAUGCUUUCUUCACUCGACCGUUCUACAAGGCCCUGCUCAGACUAGUGACAGAUCUGAGUGAUUUGGAAUACCUGGAUGAGGAGUUCCACCAGAGCUUACAGUGGAUGAAGGACAACGAUAUCACGGAUAUCCUGGAUCUGACUUUUACAGUCAACGAGGAGGUCUUCGGACAGGUGAUAGAAAGGGAACUGAAGUCGGGAGGCUCCAAUAUCCAAGUGACGGAGAAGAACAAGAAGGAAUACAUUGAGCGCAUGGCUAGAUGGAGGGUGGAGAGGGGAGUUAUGCAGCAGACCGAAGCCCUUGUAAGAGGUUUCUAUGAGGUCGUAGACUCCCGCCUGGUUUCAGUGUUCGAUGCUCGUGAGCUGGAGUUGGUCAUUGCAGGGACGGCCGAGAUCGAUUUGAACGACUGGAGAUCCAAUACAGAAUAUAGAGGGGGUUACCAUGAUGGGCACGUUGUGAUUCGUUGUUUCUGGGAUGCGGUGGAGCGCUUCAAUAAUGAGCAGAGGUUGCGCUUGCUGCAGUUCGUGACGGGAACGUCCAGUGUCCCCUACGAGGGUUUCGCAGUGCUCCGUGGGAGCAACGGCCUGCGGCGCUUCUGCAUUGAAAAGUGGGGAAAGAUUACCUCUCUACCAAGGGCGCACACAUGCUUCAACCGUCUGGAUCUGCCUCCCUAUCCGUCGUACCCUGUGCUGUAUGAGAAACUUCUCACCGCUGUGGAGGAGACCAGCACCUUUGGUCUGGAGUGAAGAAGUGAGACUUGAUUUUAAAUUUUUUUUUUUUACUGCGAAAACAUUUUCAAUAACUCAGUCCAUGAGAGACUUUUUAAACUUCAUCUGAGAAUUUUGUUUAAAAUAACUUGAAAUAGCAUGUUUCUGCACUAAAAUCUAAGAUAUGUAGUACUUUGUGGGAGUGUGGGGUCAGAAGCAUCAUGUAUGCAAUAAUGAAAACCUUGCUGCAGCCUAUUGCAUCCUACUCAUGUUUGUCCUUGGCAUCAUGCUAUUGGUUAGGCAUCAGUACAUCUCCUUUCUGAUUGGAUAUUCCCUAAAAACGUGGUAAAGUGUAAUUUUCAACACCUGGCUAUGUUUGAAACGGAAUACUAACAUAUUGCUUACUGAAUACUGCACAGUAUAUACUGUACUUAAUACUGCCCACAUUUAAAGUUCUGUAGUAUGUGAACCAUAUGUAACAAAUGAACACUUCCAAGUGCAGUAUGCAAUGUAGUUGUCACACGACCUCAUUACAUUGCAUGUUUAAAAAUUAUGUGUCGCCCACUUUUCAUAUCAGAAAUAAAAGUUGUUUUGCAUUUUAAUGUGUGAAUGAUCACAUAAUAAGUCUAGUUUUGGUAUUGCAUUAAGUAGGCACAUUGCAUUAUGGGAUACAAUACUCUAGAUAUGUAAAACAUCAUCUAGGUAUUGUGUGCAUACAGAUAACAUUUAUGCUGUGCAUGUUAUGAAUACUGCAUAAAUAGUAUGAAUAGUAUGCUAGUAUGCUAUUCUGAACAUAGCCGCUGAGCAAACCUGAGUUUAGGAGGGAUAAAUUAACAACACAUUUUCAUUUUUGGGUGAACGGUCCCUUUAAAUCAAAAUCAAAGUUUAAAAAUUAAUGCACAUGUCAUCGGCUGAACUCCAAACCACAGCAACUGUUUGCCUUUACAUGAUUCCGAUUAACUGUUUUGCCUGAUUUAAUCACGUGGCUCAAAUACUGUUGAUAAUGUCAUUAAAAACGGAUUAUGUUUUUGGAGCAGAAA